GUUAAGUCCACGACUAGACAAACAUUUCUAAACUUAUAUUACGUAAACCAUAAUCACAGAUUGAUUACCAUAAUUUGAUUUCUUACAAACGGGAUUUUCUUUGUAUUAUCUCCCCAAAUCCUGUAGCUGUGAAUAGAAACACGAUGCAUUAUGUUAAUCUAUGUGAACGCAUUAAUACGAGAUGUAAAAUCAUUCAGUAUGUGUUCAACCCCCAAUUCUCCCCCUGCAACGUCACACAACAGCUAAACUAUAAAACACCAGAGCCCAACCCACCCUCAUAUCCUCUUUUCCGUCUGUUUUCUGUGCUCAGUGGAUGUCAGAGAGUUAAAGGAGCAUAUUGGAUAUCGCCAUCUAGUUCUGCAGUUACUUCACUUUGUAUUUUUCAAAAACACGCAUCGAUCAGGACAGUUUUUUUUAUUUGGCAUCUGGAAAUUUUUCAGCUGGAUGCCCCGACAUUCGUAAAUCUCAAAAGCGACAUAAAGUGCAUCAGUACCACAGCAUCAUGACCAGGAAGGUGUUCACCAACACUCGCGAGCGCUGGCGCCAACACAACGUCAACACAGCCUUCGCCGAGCUGAGGAAACUCAUCCCCACCCAUCCACCCGAGAAGAAGCUCAGCAAGAACGAGAUCCUACGCCUGGCCAUGCGCUACAUCAACUUUCUGGUGACUCUGCUGGAGAAGCAGGGCGGAGAACCAUCGGCACAGUCGCAGGUCGCGCUCCUGUCGCUGCUGGCGGGGAACAUGCAGAGCCUGCGCACCGAACGCAGCUGGACCAGUGACACCGACCCGCCUUCGCCCGGGUCCAGCUGUGACAGCUCUGAAGCGUGGUAGAGCUCAAAAUCAGGAGGUGUGGAUUGAAUGAUUGUGACUUUAAACUCUCAUGGAGAUGGAUUUCGUUUAUUCACAAUAACUCACAGUUGAUCUGUGAAAGCUAAGAACUGAUAUAAGGUUGGCAUUAUUUAAAAAUUGCAUAAUUUUUUAAGUGAUCCGAUGAAGAACAAUAUAUGCAUGAUCAUGGAUGCACUUUAAGAGCAUCUCCCCUUUAAUGUUUAUUUAUAUAAUUUAUUUAUUUUUUUUGUCUGAAUGAACCCUUAAGAAUCUACAGCCUCCACAGAUCUGAAACUUGGAUAUGUUUGUAUUUAUUUUUAUUUAAUAUUUAUACUGUAAAUGGAGUGCAUUGUGCUUAUUGUAAAACGCUCUUAUUUAAACGACUCUGCAUUCCACAACGCAAAAUAUCUUUUGCCAAAGAUUAUUUUUUUGUGCAUCAUUAAUCAUAAUAGUAGAAUAGUUUUUUGUGUUAAGCAAUUAAUUGAAAAUGUUUAUAUAUUGUAUUUAUUUAUUAGUGUUUUUGAUAUUAAAAUGCUUUGAAAACCCAUUCAGACCUUCUGCAAAUUUUCUUGACUAUUUCUGUCAUGUUUGCAUGUGUCAAUCUCCCCCGAGCGCUCUGAUUGGCUGUUUUGGUGUGGUCAGGCGCUGUUCAAGAGCUGCGUGACCAUAGUGAUGACCUCUGUAAGUGUCCAAACCACAUGAGAGCGGGGAUUGUAAACACAGCUUAACUUUUGGUCUGAUGGCAGAGGUCAUCUUGGAGUCAAAAUCCACACUCGCCAAUGACCAAUGAGGCGCACAAAGAUCAAGUGUGUAUGUUUAAACUUUAAUGUAAAGAAAUUUCUCAUUUUAAAUCCAAUUUUGGUUAAUCAUUGAUAUCAUAAUUGACAUUUAGAGGUGGACAAUAGGAGACU
Paramisgurnus dabryanus is the source of this 1740-nucleotide messenger RNA. RefSeq names its product T-cell acute lymphocytic leukemia 2 (gene tal2). NCBI's taxonomy places the organism in Eukaryota, Metazoa, Chordata, Actinopteri, Cypriniformes, Cobitidae. Gene Ontology annotation, biological process: regulation of transcription by RNA polymerase II. The record is from RefSeq and is a predicted model, not a curated record. Gene Ontology annotation, molecular function: DNA-binding transcription factor activity, RNA polymerase II-specific; protein dimerization activity; RNA polymerase II cis-regulatory region sequence-specific DNA binding.